Messenger RNA from Corticium candelabrum, 660 nucleotides. RefSeq lists its product as uncharacterized. The transcript is spliced from 6 exons. The coding region runs from base 112 to 660 and encodes 182 amino acids. Gene Ontology annotation, molecular function: protein binding. NCBI's taxonomy places the organism in Eukaryota, Metazoa, Porifera, Homoscleromorpha, Homosclerophorida, Plakinidae. The record is from RefSeq and is a predicted model, not a curated record.
UGCGACAGGUCGUAUGACAGAUAUGUAGAUAUCAAUAAGAUAGCGUUGUUUACUACAAAUUCUGUGGUGACUUUAUGUUCUGGUAGAUUCCUUGUUAAGUUAACACAUGCCAUGGAGAUCAGAAGGAAGCUCAUUGAUCUUGAUGAGAGAGCAGUGACACUUAAUAAAGAAGGUAAUUUUGGUGAGGCAGUUAAAGUUCUAGAACAAGCCAAACAAAUGGCUGAAGAGAAUUUAGACACAAAAGACGAAAUGAGACUGGGAGCUAUUCGUUAUCUGGGGGAGACAUACAUUAGUAAUGGAGAAUAUAUGAAAGGACAAGCUCUUCUUGAAGACAUUCUAUCAGUUCAGAGACAAGAGACACCUAAUGUCUUAUUAGCUACCAUCUUGUGUGCUCUGGGUAGAUGUUACCACUAUCAAAACAAAUCCAUGGAUGCCACACGAUUGCUAGCAGAGAGCUUGUCAAUAUAUCAGAAAUACGUCUCAGCUAAUGAUGCUCGUGUGACAAGUAAUAUGAAACCAAAGCUGAGCAUAUCAAUGAUGACAAAGUACUGUCCUGAUGGAGACCAGUCUGAAUCGUCACCACCUCGUGGACGCCUCGGAGAUGCUGGUGGUGGACAAGUCUCAGAUGGUGGAGUGCUGACAGAUGCUGCAGCACGAUGA